AUGCGAACAUGGUACUUCUCUCCAUUUCCAUAUCCUUACUUCGAAAUGGAUCAUAUUUAUAUGUGUGAGCAUUGCUUUACAUAUUUUGCCUCAGAAAAGGAUCUACAAGAUCACAUUCACGAAUUAAACGAAACUCAUCCACCAGGACGUGAAAUUUACAGAGACGGAAAUCUUUCAAUUUACGAACUUAAAGGAAAGAACCAAAAAAUCCCAUGUCAGAACUUAUGCUUACUUUCAAAACUGUUUCUUGAUCAUAAAACUCUGUUUUAUGAUGUAGAAGGCUUCGAAUUUUACGUUUUAUGCGAAUGCGACAAUUCUGGUUCACAUUUGGCUGCAUACUUCAGCAGAGAAAUAAAGAGUUCGCAAGGGAAUAUCCUUGCAUGCAUUACAACCCUCCCUCCUUUUCAAAAAAAGGGAUACGGACAUCUUUUGAUUUCAUUAGCAUACGAACUUGCGAAAAGACAAAAGAGCAGUGGUGGCCCUGAGACACCAUUGUCAGAUCUUGACAAAAUUGCAUUCAAAACCUACUGGAGAUAUGCAAUUGUUAAUGCUCUUAAAAAAGGUGAAAAUCAGAUCAGUAGUAUUGAUGAUAUCGUAGUUGAGACGGCUAUAGAUAGAAAGGAUAUCAUUAAAACCCUCAAAAAACUAAAUUUGGUCAGAGAAAGAAAUGAAGUUCAAAUUAAUUGUUUCUAA
Molecule: messenger RNA, 693 nt
Organism: Trichomonas vaginalis G3
Lineage: Eukaryota; Parabasalia; Trichomonadida; Trichomonadidae
Product: histone acetyltransferase protein
Exons: 1
Coding region: 1-693 (230 amino acids)
Biological process (GO): regulation of DNA-templated transcription
Molecular function (GO): histone acetyltransferase activity
Source: RefSeq, a predicted model, not a curated record